Quercus lobata is the source of this 1062-nucleotide messenger RNA. Its product is annotated as 2-alkenal reductase (NADP(+)-dependent)-like. Lineage: Eukaryota; Viridiplantae; Streptophyta; Magnoliopsida; Fagales; Fagaceae. Gene Ontology annotation, molecular function: 2-alkenal reductase [NAD(P)H] activity. The record is from RefSeq and is a predicted model, not a curated record. The transcript is spliced from 5 exons. Bases 1 to 1062 code for a protein of 353 amino acids.
AUGGAAAGUGGUAAUGAUAAUGAGCUAGUGAGGAACAAGCAAGUGAUCCUAAAGGACUAUGUGUCUGGUUUCCCUAAAGAAUCAGACAUGUACGUGAGUAGCAAUGGUACCAUGAAGUUGAAGGUCCCAGAAGGUUCCAAUGGGAUUGUGGUGAAGAACCUCUACCUAUCCUGUGAUCCCUACAUGCGUAGCCGUAUGAUUAAGAACAAGGCCAUCACUGGCAAUUAUUACAUUGACUCCUUCAAGCCUGGUUCACCCAUUCUUGGACUUGGUGUGGCAAAAGUUUUGGAUUCUGGGAAUCCAAAUUUCAAGAAAGGUGACUUAGUUUGGGGAAGAACUGGAUGGGAAGAAUAUAGUUUGAUUACAGAUUUUCAGAAUAUGUUUAAAAUCCAACACACUGAGGUGCCUAUGUCCUACUAUACUGGCAUUCUUGGUAUGCCUGGUUUGACUGCUUAUGCUGGUUUUUAUGAGCUUUGCUCUCCUAAGAAAGGAGAGAAUGUCUUCAUUUCAACAGCUUCUGGGGCAGUUGGUCAGCUUGUUGGGCAGUUUGCAAAGCUGUUAGGUUGCUAUGUUGUUGGAAGUGCUGGAAGCAAAGAAAAGGUCGAUUUGCUGAAGAACAAAUUCAAUUUCAAUGAGGCUUUUAACUAUAAAGAAGAGCCUGACUUGGAUGCAGCUUUGAAAAGGUACUUUCCAGAAGGUAUUGAUAUUUACUUUGAGAAUGUUGGGGGAAAGAUGCUUGAUGCAGUGCUACUCAACAUGAGAGCCCAUGGUCGCAUUGCUGCUUGUGGCAUGAUCUCACAGCACAACAUUGACAAGCCUGAAGGUGUGCACAAUUUAAUGCAUCUGAUUUACAAAAGGAUUCGUAUAGAAGGAUUCUUUGUUUUUGAUUACGAUCACCUCUACCCAAAGUUUCUGGAAUUGGUUCUGCCUCAAAUUGCUGAAGGGAAGAUUGUGUAUGUGGAAGACACAGCUGAAGGCCUUGAGAGUGGCCCGGCAGCACUUAUUCGCCUAUUUUCUGGCCUCAAUAUUGGUAAACAGGUAGUUUUUAUUACCCAGGAGUGA